Messenger RNA from Aspergillus clavatus NRRL 1, 1500 nucleotides. Its product is annotated as dienelactone hydrolase. Gene Ontology annotation, biological process: polyketide metabolic process. The coding region runs from base 1 to 1500 and encodes 499 amino acids. The record is from RefSeq and is a predicted model, not a curated record. The transcript is spliced from 3 exons. Lineage: Eukaryota; Fungi; Ascomycota; Eurotiomycetes; Eurotiales; Aspergillaceae.
AUGGCCCUCCUCUCUAUCAACGCUGGUGGUGCGAGCGGUGGAUUUCUUUACAGCUCGAGUUUAGCGAAGACGCGGAUCUGCAUCACAGCCGAAACACCGGAUUUUGAUAAUGAGACGAUUCGCCAAUGGCAAGAUGAAGGGUUCGAGGUGAUGUACCUGCCGUAUAACAAUGGAGGGAAAGAGUAUAUCAGCCAGCUGCGCUCUGUCAAGGAGGGAUUAGGAGUAGGAGUCAACUACGCGGUCAUUGCAUUCGGCGAUGCCGCCUCGUUCUGUCUGGAUUUCUACCUCAAGCCCACCAAUGCCAGCCGUCUUAGUGCGUUGAUCUCGUACUAUCCGACUAACAUCCCCGACACGCGAUCUCACUUUCCGCCAUCGGUGCGCUUCCUGACACACUUGGCUGGCGAGACGGUAGACGUGACGACCGUGCCGACGGCGCUCGGCAUUCAAGGGAAGAAGCGUCGCGCAACCCGGCGAAUCACCCCUGGUAUUGGCACGGGCGAACGUCUCAGCAUCGGACACCCGGCUUAUACGUAUGAUAACGUACAGCCAGGCUUCGCCGAGCAUGACCUGGAAGAGUAUGAUCGGCUCGCAGCGGAGCUGGCGUUUACGCGCACACUACAGGUGAUCCGGUCGACGACCGAGAACAAAGAGGAUCCAGAGAAGACAUGGGAGGACCACCUGGAAGCGAAAUUCUUCUCCAUGAACCUCAAGAACACAAUGGAGCCAUACGUAGAUCACCUCACCCCCAACGUCACCUAUACCCCGACCAUGAGCGGUGGCAUCGGCGCACGCGACCUCCGUCGGUUCUACCAACACCAUUUCCUAAACAAGCUCCCGCCCUCCAUGCGCCUGCGUCUUCUGUCCCGUACUAUUGGCGUCGACCGCGUCGUCGACGAGCUCUACGCCUCCUUCGAACACACGCACGAGAUCCCCUGGAUGCUCCCUGGGGUGCCACCGACCAACAAGAAAGUCGAGGUCGUCCUCGUCAGCAUCGUCAGUCUGCGCUCGGGUAAGCUCUACUCGGAGCACGUCUACUGGGACCAGGCCAGCGUGCUUGUGCAGAUCGGACUGCUAGAUCCUAAGCUCGUGCCGCAGGGCGUGCAGGGCAUCGACCGACUCCCGGUGGUCGGCAAGGAGGCCGCGCGGAGGAUCCUGACGGAGAACCCGGAGUCGGAACAGCGCCACUACCAUAACCGGCUGAUCCGGGCCGCGCAUGCGAAGCACCGGCACAAGAAUGCCCAGGCGAAGAGUGAUCUGGUGGACGAGUCGGGGGCGGAGCUACGGAGCGAGGCCGAGCAGUCCGUCAGCACUGUGAAUACGAAAGGGAAGGGGAAAGUUGUGCAGCGGGAGUCGCGGCCGGAGGCGGAGCGGGAGGAGAGUGAUGGAGCGGAAACUGAGACGGAGCAGAACGGGAACGGCCAUGUCAAUGGGAGUGCCAAUGGCCACCCUGAGAAAAGGGGCGCUUCCGUGGAAGAUGAUGACGAGGAGGAGGAGCUAUAA